AUGGUCAAACGGACAGCAGAGGAAAACUGGGAUCCAGUCGAGGACGACAAGGUUGUUGAGGAAGACAAGGCCGUUGAGGGAGACAAGGUCGUUGAGGAAGACAAGGUCGCUGAGGAAGACAAGGUUGUCGAGGAAGACAAGGUUGUCGAGGAAGGGGUUGUUAAGAAGGAUGCUGCCGACAAGAGCGAUGAAUCGAACACUGAGGAAGAGGAUGACGUCUAUGUCGUCGAGAAAAUCGUUGAGCAUACAAAGGGUGAGACACUCUUCAUGAUCAAAUGGGAAGGGUACGAUGAUCCUGCGGACAACACAUGGGAGACGGAGGACAACAUCAUCGACAAGGAUAUACUAAAGAAGUACUGGGAUGACUAUAAUGCGAAGGCUGCAAAGAAGGUGGCGCCUGCAAAAAAGCGUGGCCGCCCGGCGUCUAACGGUGCGUCGUCGCUCAAGGCCAAAGAAGCGGCUACCAAGCGCCGGCGCACAUCGGCAAGACAGGAGGCAACAGCCAAGCAGAACCCCCGGCAGAAACCCCAGCAGGAGGCUGAGCCAGAAGCAGCGGAAGCCGAGAGCAACGAAGCGUCUGGCCAGGAGAUCGUGUAUGGCGAGGAAGGCCCUGAAGCCGAUGACUGGGUGCCGCUCCUGGACGAGAUCAUUACGCUUGAUGCUACCGACGACGGCCUUAUUGCCCAGAUCCAGUGGAAGAACGGCCAAAAGUGCGAGUACCCAAUAGAGCUUAUUUACGCGAAGCUGCCCAUGCAGAUGCUGAAGUUUUACGAGCAGCGCUUAAGAUUCCGGUCUUCUCAGUAA
This is a messenger RNA of Linderina pennispora, 804 nucleotides long. RefSeq lists its product as uncharacterized. The transcript has 2 exons. Lineage: Eukaryota; Fungi; Kickxellomycota; Kickxellomycetes; Kickxellales; Kickxellaceae. Gene Ontology annotation, molecular function: chromatin binding. Bases 1 to 804 code for a protein of 267 amino acids. Gene Ontology annotation, cellular component: pericentric heterochromatin; nucleus. The record is from RefSeq and is a predicted model, not a curated record. Gene Ontology annotation, biological process: negative regulation of transcription by RNA polymerase II; chromatin organization.